AGGAGCAGCUGCGGGCAGUGUCCAGUGUGGAUGAGCUCAUGACCGUCCUGUACCCGGAGUACUGGAAAAUGUACAAGUGUCAGUUACGGAAAGGGGGCUGGCAGCCCGGCCCGGAGCAGCCCGACGCCGGCGCCAGCACGGAAGGCACUAUAAAAUUCGCUGCGGCACAUUACAACGCCGAGAUCCUGAAAAGUAUUGAUAAUGAGUGGAGAAAGACUCAAUGCAUGCCACGUGAGGUGUGUAUAGAUGUGGGGAAGGAGUUUGGAGCAGCUACAAACACCUUCUUUAAACCUCCAUGUGUGUCCGUCUACAGAUGUGGGGGCUGCUGCAACAGUGAGGGCCUUCAGUGCAUGAACGCCAGCACGGGCUACCUCAGCAAGACGCUGUUUGAAAUCACAGUGCCUCUCUCUCAAGGCCCCAAACCCGUCACGGUCAGUUUUGCCAAUCACACUGCCUGCCGGUGUAUGUCUAAGCUGGACGUGUACAGACAGGUGCACUCGAUCAUCAGGCGCUCCCUGCCAGCAAGCCUGCCGCAGUGCCCGGCCACCAACAAGAGCUGCCCCGCCAAUCACACUUGGAGCAGCCAAGCCUGCAGAUGUCUCGCUCAGCAGGAUUUUACGUUUGCCUCCAGUGCUGGAGACGACGCGGCCGGCGGAUUCCAUGACGUCUGUGGACCCAACAAGGAGCUGGACGAAGAGACCUGUCAGUGUGUCUGCAGAGGGGGCCUUCGGCCUUCCAGCUGUGGACCCCACCAGGAGCUGGACCGGGACUCGUGCCAGUGUGUCUGUAAAAACAAACUUUUCCCCAACGCGUGUGGGCCCCACCGGGAAUUUGAUGACAACACGUGCCAGUGCGUGUGCAGAAGGACCUGCCCGAGGCAUCAGCCCCUCAACCCGGCGAGAUGUGCCUGUGAAUGUACAGAAAACCCCCAGAAAUGCUUCUUAAAAGGAAAGAAGUUCCAGCAUCAAACGUGCAGUUGUUACAGACGGCCGUGUACGAAUCGGCUGAAGCACUGUGAGAAAGGACUCGCGUUCAGUGAAGAAGUGUGUCGCUGUGUCCCCGAGUACUGGAAAAGACCACACGCGAACUGAGACGGGACUGCUCCACUGGAAAACUGUGCUGCCCCUUUGAAACUGUCUGUGGAACAGGGGGACCUUUGUGGGACCACGGUAACAGAGGCAGAAGUCGGUGUUUCCUGAACCACGUGGAUAAUGUCCCAGAAGCAGACCGGAGCGCAUCUGUAAGAGAUGUCUUGUAAACACUGAUUGUCUGCCAAG
Molecule: messenger RNA, 1277 nt
Organism: Molossus molossus (Pallas's mastiff bat)
Lineage: Eukaryota; Metazoa; Chordata; Mammalia; Chiroptera; Molossidae
Gene: VEGFC
Product: vascular endothelial growth factor C
Exons: 6
Coding region: 39-1091 (350 amino acids)
Biological process (GO): positive regulation of endothelial cell proliferation; positive regulation of angiogenesis; vascular endothelial growth factor receptor signaling pathway
Cellular component (GO): membrane
Molecular function (GO): growth factor activity; vascular endothelial growth factor receptor 3 binding; chemoattractant activity
Source: RefSeq, a predicted model, not a curated record